AUGGCGCCGUUUACGGAAUACAGAUGGAUUCAAGGUCCUGUGGGGGAAAUGCUCCGCUCGUCGUCGCUUGCCACCACCGCCACAGUGCCUUUGCAAGGGCAUCUUGUCGUCACAACAGGGCAUGUUGGGGUCGACCUAAAAAGCGGCCAACUCGUGCAAAGCUCAAUUGUCGACGAGUUCCACGCCAUUUUUAAUUGUCUAGAUGCAGCACUUCAAGAUGCAGGAGUUAAGACUGGCCUCGCAGGAGCACAUAAGGUUGUGGCUUACUUCACACGGGCAGAAGACGAGGCUACAAUGCUGGAGCUCUUUCGAGGAAGAUAUCCUGGCCAUUCACCGACGUGGACAUCAGUAGUUGUUGCGGGUUUAGUGGUGCCUGGCAUGCAUGCGGAAGUUCAAGCCGAAGCUGUCCGGUUUGACUAA
Messenger RNA from Colletotrichum truncatum, 420 nucleotides. The record is from RefSeq and is a predicted model, not a curated record. NCBI's taxonomy places the organism in Eukaryota, Fungi, Ascomycota, Sordariomycetes, Glomerellales, Glomerellaceae.